Messenger RNA from Prorocentrum cordatum, 209 nucleotides. The record is from the annotation of a GenBank genome assembly. Lineage: Eukaryota; Dinophyceae; Prorocentrales; Prorocentraceae.
AUGCCGGAGGACCCCGAGGACAUGUUCGAGAGCCUUGAGAGCACGACGCCUGGCUACCGGCCGGCGCCGCGCCAGCAUGUCACCGGCGGCACGAGCGAGCCGAAGGACGGCACAGACGAGGACGAGGAGGACCCGGUCUCCCCGGAGGACUUCGGCGGGGGCGCCGCUGCCCCGCCCAACAGCCCCGCCGGUGCCGCGCCGGGUGCCAG